Messenger RNA from Alternaria atra, 984 nucleotides. RefSeq lists its product as uncharacterized. Bases 1 to 984 code for a protein of 327 amino acids. The transcript is spliced from 2 exons. Lineage: Eukaryota; Fungi; Ascomycota; Dothideomycetes; Pleosporales; Pleosporaceae. The record is from RefSeq and is a predicted model, not a curated record.
AUGUCUACCAGCAGCUCGCACCAGGAUUCCAAUCAUCAAACAACAGCUUUCGUUACUGUGCACGCGUUGUCGUGCGGCCACUUUUCACUCCCAGAAUACCAAUUCGUACAUCCUGUUUCUCGGGAUGCCCGCCGAACAGUUCCUUCGUUGGGCUUCCUAAUACAGCAUUACGAUCGCAGCACUAAGAAACGGACACGUAUUGUGUUUGACUUGGGUCUGAGGAGGGAUGUUAAGAGAUAUGCGCCACCGAUACAAAAGCAUAUUGAGACGAGACAGCCAAUGAGUACCGACCCGGACGUCACUAAGAGCCUUGCGAGGGGCGGACUGGCACCCGAGGACAUUGACUAUGUGAUCUACUCGCAUGUACAUUGGGACCAUAUUGGUGAACCUCGAGAUUUCCCCUCAUCUACCUUUGUCGUCGGGCAUGGAUCACUUGCCUUGCUGAAUGGCACUUCGCCGUCUCUGCGUGGUGGUCAUUCCUUUUUCGAACAUGAUCUUCUACCAGAGGGGCGGACCGUUGAACUAUCGGAACCUUCAGUAGGUACAUUGAAGCAGCACGAUUCACGCAUGACAACGGGCGACGUCAACUUCGGUGGUUCCUGGCAGCCGUAUGGAAAGCUCCCCCAAGUCCUGGAUAUCUUCAGAGAUGGCUCACUUCUCAUCGUCAAUGCACCUGGUCAUCUACCCGGCCAUAUUAACCUUCUCGCACGAACGUCUUGUGAUCACCAAAUAUACAUAGGUGGUGACGCCUGCCACGAUAGACGACUUUUGACUGGUGAGAAAACAAUCGGAGAAUGGAACGAUACUCAUGGACACGUCUGUUGUAUACACGCCGAUAGAAGGCAAGCUGAGAUGACGAUUGAGAGGAUCAGGAUUUUGGAGAAAGAGGGCGUCGAGAUCAUCUUUGCACACGACGUCGAGUGGGAAAGCGAUCCAAAGAAUAAGACCCGAUUCUUCGGCGUGCAGCAAGGCAUGGAUGGCUAG